Molecule: messenger RNA, 1818 nt
Organism: Aegilops tauschii subsp. strangulata
Lineage: Eukaryota; Viridiplantae; Streptophyta; Magnoliopsida; Poales; Poaceae
Product: AP2/ERF and B3 domain-containing protein Os05g0549800-like
Biological process (GO): regulation of DNA-templated transcription
Molecular function (GO): DNA binding; DNA-binding transcription factor activity
Source: RefSeq, a predicted model, not a curated record
UCCUCCUCUACCAACUGCCUCCAUUUCCACACAACCUUUAGCUAAUUAAGCUACUUCUGUCCCUCCUAGCUAAGCAUCUUCUUAAUCUCUCGGUGGUGAUCGGAUGGACAGCGCGAGGAGCUGCCUCGUGGACGACGUGAGCAGCGGCGCGUCCACGGGCAAGAAGGCCUCUCCGGCGCCGGCCGUGCCGGCGACCAAGCCGCUGCAGCGCGUCGGCAGCGGGGCCAGCGCGGUCAUGGACGCGCCGGAGCCCGGCGCGGAGGCGGACUCCGGCCGCGUCGGCAGGCUGCCGUCCUCCAAAUACAAGGGCGUGGUGCCGCAGCCCAACGGGCGGUGGGGCGCGCAGAUCUACGAACGCCACCAGCGCGUCUGGCUCGGCACGUUCACGGGGGAGGCCGAGGCUGCGCGCGCCUACGACGCGGCGGCGCAGCGCUUCCGCGGCCGCGAUGCCGUUACCAACUUCCGCCCGCUCGCCGAGUCCGACCCCGGCGACGCGGCCGAGCUCCGCUUCCUCGCCGCCCGCUCCAAGGCCGAGGUCGUGGACAUGCUGCGCAAGCACAUCUACCCCGCCGAGCUCGCGCAGCACAAGCGCGCCUUCCUCGCCUCCGCGGCGUCGUCCCCAACGUCGUCGUCGUCAACUCCCGCCUCGUCGGCUCCUUCAGCCGCGGCGGGUCGCGAGCACCUGUUCGACAAGACGGUCACGCCCAGCGACGUGGGGAAGCUGAACCGGCUGGUGAUCCCGAAGCAGCACGCCGAGAAGCACUUCCCGCUGCAGCUCCCUUCUGCGAGCGCCGCCGUGCCAGGCGAGUGCAAGGGCGUGCUGCUCAACUUCGAUGACGCGGUCGGAAAGAUGUGGAGGUUCCGGUACUCGUACUGGAACAGCAGCCAGACCUACGUGCUCACAAAGGGGUGGAGCCGCUUCGUCAAGGAGAAGGGCCUGCACGCCGGUGACGUGGUCGGGUUCUACCGCUCCGCCUCCGGCAACAACCAGCUCUUCAUCGACUGUAAGCUCCGGUCCAAGACCACCACCACGACGACGACGACGACCUCCCUUAACGCGGCGGCCGCCCCGUCGCCGGCACCGGUGACGAGGACCGUGCGACUCUUCGGUGUCGACCUUCUCACGGCACCGGCGCCCGAGCAGGAGGAGUACGGCAUGGCCAAGACAAACAAGAGAUCCAUGGACGCCAGCGUAGCGGCGCCCACUCCGGCGCACGCGGUCUGGAAGAAGCGGUGCGUAGACUUCGCGCUGACCUACAGACAUGCCACCACCUCACAGUGCCCGAGGCCAAGAGAUCAACUAAAAGGAGUACAAGCAGCAGGGUGUGCAUUUGCUCUAUAGACUUGUCACCACUCGCCACGCAGUGCCCGGGGUCAAAAGAUCAGCUGGAAUCAGCAGUGCAAAUACUCUUGACCGACUCACAUAGUCACGUUCACGUACUAGUAGUGUAGUAUAUCUAGCGGGAUUUUUUUUUUGAAAUACUUCCGAUGUGUUCAUCAAACUUUAUGUAUGAAGAACAUCAGAAGUAAUAGAAAUUGCAUCUAGUCUCAUAGAUCACCUAGCGAUGAGUACAAAUAUUGCAGCAAGUCUAAGGUGCACCGCCGUCAUCUCUCUACUCAUCGGAGCUGGGCAAACCUUCUGGUAGGAGACAGUCGUGAGGUCAUCGUCCUAAGGCCCCAAAGGACCAACACACCGGUUCAACAACGGUCACUGACGAAGAGAAACGUAAAUCGAAAUGAUCCAACGUGUAGACACGUGAACACAUAUGAAUGAAAGUCGAAUCCAAGUUGAUCCACUGCAGACAAACAAUGAUAAAA